Molecule: messenger RNA, 2554 nt
Organism: Paramisgurnus dabryanus
Lineage: Eukaryota; Metazoa; Chordata; Actinopteri; Cypriniformes; Cobitidae
Gene: sdr42e2
Product: short chain dehydrogenase/reductase family 42E, member 2
Biological process (GO): steroid biosynthetic process
Molecular function (GO): oxidoreductase activity, acting on the CH-OH group of donors, NAD or NADP as acceptor
Source: RefSeq, a predicted model, not a curated record
AACAGGUAAACUUUAUACUGUAAGCUUCAUUCCCUUUAUAACAGGUUGAUUGAUUGUGGUUCCCCUCUACUCAAUGACUUACGGUGGAGCGCUCAGGUGAAGCACAUGUGAUUGACAGGUAAAGGACACCAGAGACCUAAGGCAGAAUCACCCGCAGGACGGUCAGCUGCUGCUGCAGGAAAUAACACUACAAAAGAUCUUCCCCAGUCUGGAGGUAUCUGCACCCCGGUGUGCAUUAUGAUGGAGAACAGGUCCUCAUGUCAGUUGGAGCAGCUGUCAUGUGCAUGUCUCUUGGACUCUGACUGCCACUGGAUGAUCCGCAAUGGCAUGAGCGCCCCAAUCAGACACAGAGCCAACGGUGCAGUGGGCGCCUUGUGCAACAGUCCUAACUGCUUGGUUGCCACCAGGCUUGACAGUUCCCAGCAGGAUCACAAUGGGCCGGGGAGGGUACUGGUCACCGGAGGGGCCGGAUACUUUGGAUUUAGGCUGGGAAAAGCUCUGGCCCGCCAAGGGGUCUCCGUCAUACUGCUAGAUCUCCACAAGCCACCUUGGGACAUCCCAGAUGGAGCUGUCUUCUAUCAGAAUGAUAUCCGGGAUUUUGAUGCCUUGUAUAAGGUCUCUGCAGGAGUGAAUGUUGUAUUCCACACUGCUUCCUAUGGAAUGUCAGGUCCUGAACAGCUAAGGAAAAAGCAGGUUGAAUCCAUCAAUGUUGGCGGCACAAAUAAUGUGAUAAAUGUUUGUAUAGAGCGAGGCAUUUCAAGACUGAUCUACACCAGCACAGUGAAUGUUGCAUUUGCAGGCAGACCUAUUGAGGAUGGAGAUGAAGAAUCAGUUCCGUGUGUACCACUGGAAAUGCACAUAGAUCAUUACUCUAGGACUAAAGCUAUUGCCGACAGCAUGGUGCUUGCUGCAGACGGAAGAACAAUUAAAGGUGGUGGCCUUCUUCACACAUGUACGCUUCGUCCCUCUGGUAUCUAUGGUCCUGAAGAGAGAAGACAUUUACACAGGGUGAUGAUAAAUGUGGAGAGGAGGUUGUUUAGCUUUCGUUUUGGAAACCCAAAUGCCAAGAUGAACUGGGUUCAUGUGGAUAAUCUGGUGAUGGCACAUGUUUUAGCAGCAAAAGGGCUCACAGCGGAGAAAGCCUUUGUUGCGAGUGGACAGGCCUACUUCAUCAAUGAUGGGGAGUCUGUCAAUGUCUUUGAAUGGUUGACACCUUUGUUUAAAAGACUGGGCUAUAGGCGACCACUGAUUCACAUUCCUGUGUCACUGGUCUACACAGCAGCAAUUCUUAUGGAGCGAUUGCAUGUAGCCCUGAGUCCCAUUGUGGAAAUCCCAUUGCUUCUAACGAGAAAUGAGGUGAGAAACAUUGCAGUCAGUCACACCUUUAAAAUUGAGAAGGCACAGCGAGAACUGGGUUUCUCUCCUAAGAGGUACAGUUUUACCGACUCGGUGGAUCAGUACCUACGGAGCCGACCAUCGUGCCCUGCUGUGUCUCCUUCAAACACAGAGUACAUCCUCCUGCUGUUCCUGCUUCUUCUGAUGGGAUUCAUGGCCAUAAUGUAUUGCUCUGCACCGUAGGAGUUGUAGACUUUAACCCUCCAGUCCACAUCUUCUGCCCAAACCUCAUCAUACCAGCCUUCUUUAAAGCAUACACAUAUUUAGCUCAUAAGUUAUUUAGCAGAGCAGAAUUAAUCCAGGUUUAUUCCUUCUAGAGAGGUUUAGUAUUUGAGGGAAUAGCGAUGAUAGUUUAUGAAUCAACAACAUAUUGAAUGACAAUAUAUUUGUCAUGAUUUUGCUGAUGCUAUUAAAUUAAAUAACAUUGUAAAUACAGCAAUUAUUGUAGUGCACUAUUUACAGUAUUUGUUCAUUGAGUGAGUCUUUCAAAAGCAUCUUUGAUGUGUCUUUGCAUCAGUGUUCUAUUUAUUUGCAUUCAUGCAUUUGACAGAAAGUUUAAUCCAAGUGACUUGCAGUGCAUUAAAGGUAUACAUUUUUAAAAGUAUGUGUGUUCCCUGGGAAUCAAAUCCAUGAUCAUUUCGCUGCUAUCGCAAUGCUUUACCAACUGAGCUACAGGACUGAUUUGUUUAUUAAUGCUGAAAAAUGCAUUGUUUUUUUCAUAUAUUUAACUGUUAAAAAUAUAUGUAAAUUUAGCUCUGUAUGAAUAUGUAUUGUUAUAUAGGUGCAUAUAACUUAAGAUUAUUAAAUGUUAUGCUUAUUUAGCAAAAAACUGUGUGAAAACAUGCCUUGAUUAUUUUGUACUUGACGUAUUGUUUGCAUUAUACAAUAUUAGAAAAUAGCUUACAACCCUCCGUUCAAACCCCAUCCAAAGUUCAUGUCUGAUUUAUGUUGUACUGAAUAUAAUUAAAUGGCUAAAUUAAUUUUAUUUUCACAAAUCUGUGCCUGUCUUAAUCUAAACCUUUAUUUUGUCAGGCACCAAAUCAGAUUUUAGUCCAAGUUAUGUGAAUGAAAGCUUGAGAAUGGUGUUAGUUGGACAUUGUUGGUUUCUGCAUGUUCUCCCUGUGUCAGCGUGGGUUUACUCAGGGUACUCUGGUUUCCU